AUGGACAUCAACUCGCUGCUGUCGCCGUCCGACUCGCCCGCGCAAACGCCGCCGCCGCCGCCGCCGCCGCCGCCGCCGCCGCCGGCGCCCACCCAUGCCUCGCCGUCCGCCCUGGCAGCCCACUCGCCGGGCAAGCGCGCCGUCCGCCAGCAAGUGCCGUCGAGAAGCUCGUCGGGACUGAGCCAGCAGAUCACGUCGUCGCCGCAAGUCCACCUCGGACACCAGAACAUGUCCUCGCCCGGGUACGGCCACCUCGCGAACGGCGCACGGCCAGUCCACAGUGCCACAGGCACCCCACAGCCGCUGGGGUCGCCGCACGAUGCGCGCAUGACCCCGCCGUCCCACCUGUACCGCCAAGCGUCGACGCCCGGCAUGGAUGCACUGGCAGACCUCGCAAGCAUGCAGCAACAGCAGCAAGCUGCACGGCAAAACUCGCUCGGCCACCAGCGGCCCGUCACGCUGCAGCACCUCGGACAACACCUUUCAGGCGACUCUGUGGCCAGCACUGCCAUGUCGGAGCACCACUCGCCGAGGCCGCGCAGCUUUGCAGCAACGUCGCUAGACCAGCAGCACACGGACUACCUCGAACAGCUGGACCGCGAUCUCACCGAAAACCCAUUCAACUACUACAGCCAUCUUGCCAUGGUCACAACACUGCACCAAGGCUUCCAAACACAUCUCGAGUCGAUCGAGGCCAGCGCGCACGACUACGAGCUCGUCCACAUCCUGCGUGACGCCUACCGCGUAAUGUCGGAAAAGUAUCCUCUCGGAGAGACGCUGUGGCACUACCGCCUCAACGACGAGAAGAUCCUGGCCAGGAAUUCAGAGGAGCGCAUGGGCGUACUCGAGCUGCACAAGCAAGCGACACACGAGGAGCCCUACAGCGCGAAGCUCUGGGCUGCGUACGGCGAGUACGUCAGCUACCUCGUCGCCUGCGCCUGGGAGCAGAUACCACCCGAGGCGUGGACCGAGGAGGACCGGCUCAUUGGCCGUGAGCUUUUCCAGCCACAGCUGUUGGUGGAAGCACUCCAGCAGGGCGCCGAGAGGGUCAAGUACAACCUGCAAGAGAGCAAUCUGGUCUGGGAUCGCUAUCUGCAGGUGCUCGAAGAGGAUCUCGAACGCACCGGCCUGAGCCAAGACAAGGUGACGAGGAUCGCAUCCAUAUACAACGAGCGACUGGGCCUUCCACACGCCACGUGGUCUCACACACGAUCGAGAUACAUCUCCUUCAUCCAGCGCUACCACCUCGGCGACCCCGAGCAGGUCAACGAGCAAGUCACCCAGAAGAACACGCACAUCCUGCAGCAGUGUGCCAACCGCGAGGACUACGAGUUCAAGGUCCUCCAGGCCAUUCAGAAAGGAGACCAGAAUGCAGAGUACCACGCCAUCACUCGCUACCUCAAGUGGGAGAAGAGGACCAUGGGCAUCUACAGUUUUCCUCUUGUCAACGCCCUGUACGAGCGUGCGACGUUGCGCUUCCCAGUCGACCCGGCACUGUGGGAAGACCACGUCGAGUUCCUCAUCUGGCAGAAUGACCGGUCCGUCGACCUCUUGAACGUCCUGGAGCGCGCCACAAGACACUGUCCUUGGUCCGGAUCGCUGUGGUCCCACCGCAUACUGACGCUCGAGGUCGAGAACAAGGCGUUUGAGGAGAUUGAGCACGUCAAGCAUACGGCCACUGGAACUGGGUUGCUGGAGCACUCUGACAUUGAGGAGAUCAUCAAGGUUCAGAUUGCAUGGUGUGGAUACCUCCGACGAAGAGCAUUCGACGACCCCAAGGCCACCGAUGACGAUGCCGACAUUGCUGAAGUCGGCAUACGAUCCGCACUGGAGUUUGUGCGCGAAGUUGGCAUGAAGAAGCACGGACGCGAUUGGGCAGGCGACACAAAGUAUCGCCUUGAGCGCAUCCACAUAAAGUACUGGCUCCAGCGCCGAAACGUCGACGAGGCCCGGAACAUCUGGGAGUCUCUUAUCAAGCGCCGGGGCGAUUCGUACGAUUUCUGGUAUCGCUGGUACAUGUUCGAGAUGGUCUUUUGGUCACAGGACGCAGUGCCGACUGAGCAGAAUUCCGUGCAGCACUUGUUCACGCCAACCCGAGCCACCGCUGUCCUGGAGCGUGCUAUGGAACGUGUCCAGACCAUGGACCUUCCGGAGCUCAUCAUUGAAAUGUACACGAACCAUUGCGAGCAGCAUGAGAAUGUCUUGAAGGUCCGGAGCGCUGCCAUUGAGAAGAGACGGGCCGAGCGGAUGGUCUCGAUUCGACACGAGAAGGACAAGGCAGCUGUCGAGGCGGCAGCAGCAGCGGCUCGGCCCCAGCCGCCCGACUACUUCACCGAGGGGUCUGCAAAGAGGAAGAGAGAGCAUGUCGGCGUCGAUCCCGAUGCCGCAGCGAAGAGGAGCCGGCAGGUUGACUCGGCAGAUAGCUCACCUGCUGCCGUUCCCGUCAACGAAGAGCCUGUGCGCGCUAGCGAGGCGCCCUCGGACGCUCAGCCCGCUGGACCGAAGCGCGACCGGGAGCACACCACUGUCAUUGUCAAGAAGCUGCCGGCGGAAACGACGCAAACGCAGAUCAGACAGUUCUUCACAGAGGUAGGCACGGUCCGCAAUCUCACGCUCAAGCCCGAGCAGGACAGCGUGACGGCCAUGGUCGAGUUUGAGACGUCCGAAGAGGCCGAGUAUGCUCUGAGCAAAGAAGCAAAGGGCUUCAAAGGCCACAACAUCUCGAUUGAACGUGGAGCGAGCACGACGCUCUACGUCACAAACUACCCGGCGCACGCCGAUGAAGCGUACCUUCGCCAGCAUUUUGAGCCUUUUGGAGAGAUUAUCGGCUUCAGGUUUCCGUCGCUCAAGUUUGACACACACCGUCGCUUCUGCUACGUACAGUUUGCCAAUGCUGCGCAAGCCGUCGCCGCGACGCGGCUCGACGGCACAGAUGUGGAAGGGCUCAAGCUGAGCGUCAAGAUUUCGAAUCCGCAGGCCAAGAAGAAGCGAGACGGCGCGACUGCCGAAGGGCGCGAAGUCUAUGUCUGGCACCUCAACUUCAAGAUCAAGAAGCAAGAGGUCCAGGAGACGUUUGCACAGUUUGGCCACAUCGAUCGCAUCAACUUUCCAACGCUCAAGACCGGCAACAACAAGGGGUUCUGUUUUGUGGUGUACGAUGCCAAGGAGAGCGCCCGUGCUGCAGUCGCCGAGAUGGACAAGAAGAACUUCUGGGGCCUCGAGCUGCACGUGGAGAUCGCCAACGACAAGAACGAGACAAAGCCAAAGAUCAAGUCGACUCUUGAGAACCCGGAACAUGCAGCGGCCCGCGACGGCUCACGCACGGCGACACAGACAGCCCGCGACGGCUCACACACGGCGACACAGACAGCCCGCGACGGCUCACGCACGGCGACACAGACAGCCCGCGACGGCUCACGCACGGCGACACAGACAGCCCCCGCCGCGGCGCCGGCCGCAGCAUUCAAAGCCGCGCCGUUCAACGAGCGCUCCCUCGCCAUCCUCAACCUCCCCGACACCGUCCCAGACGUGCGCCUCAAGCCGCUCGUCGAACCCUACGGCUUCAAGAAAAUCACCCUCGAGCCCCAGCACGGCGGCGCAGUCAUCGAAUUCACCACGGUCGAGGGCGCAGGCAAAGCCGAGAUUGCACUGCAGAGCCUCGACUUUGAGGGCAGGAAACUGCGCAUCGGAUCUGUCAGGGAGCUGCGCCAGCAAAAGGGCGAGUGGAAGGCGGCAACCAGCUUCGUGCAGCCGAACCGCGUGCAGAGGCCCGCUGCGCGCGGCGGUAGCGGCGGCAGCGGCGGCAGGGGUAGAGCGAGGGGCCGGACGGGAUUCGGCGCCCGGCCCGCGGUGCCGAGGGUGGCGGCUAGCACCAACGGUGAGGCGAAGAGUAAUAGCGAUUUCCGCGCCAUGCUGCUCAAGGGCCGCGAGGGCGGGAACGAUACCAUGGAGGAGUAA
Molecule: messenger RNA, 3957 nt
Organism: Didymella exigua CBS 183.55
Lineage: Eukaryota; Fungi; Ascomycota; Dothideomycetes; Pleosporales; Didymellaceae
Exons: 2
Coding region: 1-3957 (1318 amino acids)
Biological process (GO): RNA processing
Molecular function (GO): protein binding; RNA binding
Source: RefSeq, a predicted model, not a curated record